Messenger RNA from Perca fluviatilis (European perch), 1502 nucleotides. RefSeq names its product E3 ubiquitin-protein ligase TRIM21-like. The record is from RefSeq and is a predicted model, not a curated record. Gene Ontology annotation, molecular function: protein binding. NCBI's taxonomy places the organism in Eukaryota, Metazoa, Chordata, Actinopteri, Perciformes, Percidae. The transcript is spliced from 3 exons. Bases 96 to 1490 code for a protein of 464 amino acids.
CAUCUGUCACUGUCUGCUGAUGAAGGUACGACGUCUCUUUGACCUCAUCUGAACGGAACUUUAACAGCGGAACAAGCUGACAGUAGGAAGCCACGAUGACGGCAGUGGACCUUUUCAACACUUUGGAGGAUUUAAAAGAAGAGGAAUUUAAGAAAUUCAAAUGGUGUCUGCAGCAAGACAUCCUGGAAGGCUACCAAAGCAUCAAAGUGUCCAAGUUGGAGAACGCAGAAAGGCAGGACACGGUGGAUGUAUUGGUGAAUACCUAUCAACUUCAAGGAGCUCUGAAGGUGACCAAGAAGGUUUUAGAAAUGAUCAAAAGGAAUGAUCUGGUGCAGAGUCUGCCAGACACCAGCUCAGGACCAGAAGAUCACAAGAUGCAUGAUGUUGUUCCUCUGAAAGAAGAAUAUGAAAGAAAGAAGGCCGAAGCUGGAAUUCAGCAGAUGAUCCAGAAGAGACGAGUGAAGAUUCAGGAGAUAAAACGCUCGGUCGACCUCAGUGAGGAAGAUGCAGACAGAGAGAUAGCAGAAGGUGUUCAGGUCUUCACUUCUCUGAAGGAGUCUGUUGAGAAAGGCCUGAAUGAGCUCAUCAACACGAUCAAAGAGAAGCAGAAAACAACAGAAAAACAGGCCGAAGCUUUCAUCAAAGAGCUGGAACAGGAAAUCUCUGAGCUGAUGAAGAGAAGCACUGAGGUGGAGCAGCUCUCAUGCUCUGAAGACCACCUCUAUCUUCUCCAGAGUGUGCAGUCCCUAAACAUCCAACAACCUCCACCCACCAAGGACUGGACAGAGGUCAGCAUCCGUCCAUCAUAUGAGGGGACUGUGGUGAGAGCUGUGGUUCAGCUGGAGGAGACACUCAGUAAAGAGAUGAAGAAGCUGCUUGAAGCCGAGCUGAAGAGGGUCCAGCAGUAUGCAGUGGAUGUGACUUUUGAUCCUGAUACAGCACAUCCUGCUCUCAAAUUGUCUGAUGAUGGGAAACAAGUGAAUCUUGGUGAUCUACUAUCUAUACUACUUAGGAAGAAUCUCCCAGACAACCCAGAGAGAUUUUCUAAGUGCGCUAGUGUUUUAGGAAAUCAGAGUUUCUCUUCAGGCAGAUUUUAUUUUGAGGUUCAAGUUAAAGGAAAGACUGAUUGGGAUUUAGGAGUGGCCAGAGAGUCAAUCAACAGGAAGGGAGGCAUCACACUGAACCCUCAGAAUGGUUACUGGACAAUAUGGUUGAGAAAUGGAAAUGAGUACAGAGCUCUAGCUGGCUCUCAUAUCCUUCUCUCUCUGAAGUGUCGGCCUCAGAAGGUGGGGGUGUUUGUGGAUUAUGAGAAGGGUCUGGUGUCCUUUUAUGACGUAGAUGCUGCAGCUCUUAUCUACUCCUUUACUGGCUGCUCCUUCACUGAGAAACUCCUCCCAUACUUCGGUCCCUGUUUUAAUGAUGCCGGUAAAAACUCUGCCCCUCUGAUCAUCUCUCCUGUCAGCAGUGGCGGUCUUAACAUAGAGGCAUAGUUAGGCAGCUGC